Fonsecaea erecta is the source of this 1794-nucleotide messenger RNA. RefSeq lists its product as hypothetical. The transcript has a single exon. The record is from RefSeq and is a predicted model, not a curated record. The coding region runs from base 1 to 1794 and encodes 597 amino acids. Lineage: Eukaryota; Fungi; Ascomycota; Eurotiomycetes; Chaetothyriales; Herpotrichiellaceae. Gene Ontology annotation, biological process: carbohydrate metabolic process; N-glycan processing. Gene Ontology annotation, molecular function: calcium ion binding; mannosyl-oligosaccharide 1,2-alpha-mannosidase activity. Gene Ontology annotation, cellular component: endoplasmic reticulum; Golgi membrane.
AUGGCGAUCCGCGGAAAAAGGCUCGUGCUUGUGGUGUCUUUUGUAUGCACUCUGUUCUUCUUUCUCUUGCAUCUCUAUGGAUCCUCCCUCGGGACCCUUCAUAGUGCUGAAGGAGAGCCGUUUGGUAGGCUGGAAGGAGUCACUCACCAGCUCUUGAAGCCCUUGAAGGGCCAUGUGAUCAAUCCCAUUGUCAGCUAUAUCCCUCUUCCCACAGCGGUUCAAGUUCUCCCUAAAAUCCAACACGAUUUCAAGCCGGAGACUGGGCUUGCCAGGGAAUCUCGACUGGCUCGUCUGGAGGUGAUCAAAGAGGCCAUGAUGCACUCGUGGACAGGAUACAGACAGAGGGCCUGGUUGCAAGAUGAGUUGGCUCCGGUGUCAGGAGGAUAUAGAACGUCCUUUGGUGACUGGUCUUUGACGCUGGUAGAUGCCCUGGACACGCUUUGGCUGAUGGGCUUCAAGGAUGAGUUCGAGACCGCGAUUCACGCUGUGGCCAGCAUUGACUUCACAACUGCUAAGCAAGUGCCCAUCAAUGUCUUUGAGACCACGAUCCGGCAUCUUGGAGGGUUGCUCGGGGCGUACGAUGUGAGCCGUCGACAAUAUCCCAAAUUGCUCGAGAAGGCCAUAGAGCUUGGUGAUAUGCUGUACGGUGCAUUCGACACACCGAACCAUAUGCCAGUCACCAAGUGGUCAAAGAUUGGCGUAGAAGGCGCAUCAGGCCAUACACUCGUUGCUGAACUUGGGACGCUGAGUCUCGAAUUUACCAGGCUCACGCAGCUGACUGGAGACCCGAAGUACUAUGACGCGGUGCAGCGCAUCUCUGACUGCCUUGAAUCCCAGCAGAACUAUACAAGGGCUCCGGGUCUUUUCCCUCAUAUUGUCAAUGCGAGGGAAUGCUGGUUUGGGGACGGUGUGACCUUUUCUAUCGGCGGGUCUGCUGACUCUGUCUACGAAUAUUUCCCCAAGGAAUAUCAGCUGCUUGGUGGCGCCAACGACCAGUACAAGAAGCUCUAUGAAAUCGCCAAUAACCCGAUGAAGGAGUAUAUUCUCUUCAGACCCAUGACUCCGACCAACGAAGACAUUCUCAUGGCUGGCACCCUAAAGUCCUUCAGGCCCGGUCAUAAUGAACUCAUACCACAGACCCAACAUCUCGCUUGCUUUGCAGGAGGCAUGUUCGCUUUGGCAGCGAAGCUUUUUGACAACCCUGGAGACCUGGAGACGGCCGGAAAACUGGUCCACGGCUGCAUCUGGGCGUACCAGCAGACUGCGACAGCCAUCAUGCCAGAGAUGUUCCACCUCAUCUCGUGCCCCGCUGACGAUCGUCAAUGUCAAUGGGACAGCAAGGCCUGGUUCAAGCACAUGCUUCUCCACAACUCCCACGACGAGACUCCUCAGGACAAACUGCUGCCUGAAGACGAACGCCUUCGCAAGAAGUCACAACGGCUGCGCUUGCCCAAAGGCGUCUCAGCCAUCGCCAGCCGUGCCUACGAACUGCGCCCAGAAGCAAUCGAGUCGAUCUUCGUCCUGUAUCGGAUCACCGGGGACGAGUCCCUGCGUGAAAGCGCGUGGGCCAUGUUCGAGACCAUCACUAACCACACGCGCACCGAGUUUGGGUAUUCGUGCAUCGAAGAUGUAACACAGUCCAACCCGAGGAAGACGGACAGGAUGGAAAGUUUCUGGAUGGCAGAGACGCUGAAGUACUUUUGGCUGUUAUUCGAAGAUCCCAGCGUCGUGAGCCUCGACGAGUUCGUCCUCAACACAGAGGCGCACCCGUUUCGAUUGCCGAAGCAGCGGUGA